CCCCCACCCCACACAACCAACACACCAUCCCCCCUUCCUUCAUUGGUGCUUCAACAUGCGCGCCCUGGCUAUUCUCUCGGGUCGGUCCCAUCCCCUCCUGGCGGAGUCGAUCGCUGACCGCCUUGGCGUGUCUGUCGGCGAGGUCCGCCUCAUGAAGUUCGCCAACCGCGAAACCUCGGUCGAGAUCAAGCAAGACGUCCGCGGCAAGGAUGUCUUCAUCAUCCAGUCCGGCGGUGUGGGCAAUGUUAACGACCACCUGAUCGACAUGCUAAUCAUCAUCCACGCCUGCAAGAUCGCCAGUGCCCGUCGCAUUGUCGCGGUCAUCCCCUUCUUCCCGUACUCCCGCCAGGCGGACAUCCCUUACAGCACCGCCAGCCCGGUGGUGUCGGCGAUCACGGCCCCGAUGUGCGGGUCGAUGGUUGGCGGCCGGGCUAUUCCCCCCGGGGAGAUGGCUCCCACAUCGCGCCGCGUCCGGGAACAGUGGCAGGCCCGCCCGGGCACCCUGGUGGCCAACAUGCUGACGGCCGCCGGCGUGGACCACAUCAUCACCAUGGACCUGCAUGAUGCCCAGUUCCAGGGGUUCUUCGACAUCCCCGUGGACAAUCUCCUGGCUCAGCCGCUCAUGCUGCGCUACAUCCGCCAAUGCAUCCCGGACUAUGAGAAUGCUGUAAUCGUGUCGCCGGACAGUGGUGGUGCCAAGCGCGCCAUUGUCAUCGCCGAGCGCCUUGGCCUGGACUUCGGCCUCGUGCACAAGGAGCGCCGGGCACCGGGAUCACCGGUCAAUGACACGACUUUCGUCGGCGAUGUCAACGGGCGCCCGGCGAUCAUCAUUGACGACAUUGUCGACACCGGGACCACCCUGCUCCAGGCGGCCACGGUUCUCCGCCGGCAGGGCGCCACCCGUGUCGUGGCCCUCGUCACGCACGCCGUCCUGGCUGGUGACACGGCCGCCCUGAUCGGCUCCUCCACGCACUUGGAUGAGCUGAUUGUCAGCACCAGUGUUCCCCUCCCGAAGGAGAAGAUCGAGGCCAGCCGGAACAAGAUCCGCCAAUUCGACGUGGCCUACAUCUUCGCCGAGGCCAUUCGCCGUAUCCACAAUGGUGAGAGUGUCAGCUACCUGUUCGAGGAGCACUGGCGGUAAAGCGUGGCACCCCUCCCCGCUCCUCCUCCUCCUCCGCCUCCCUGUCCGGGCCUUGCCCGUGUGCGGCGGCUUGUGCUCCGCCGCUGGAGGCAAGAGAAAGAGCCGAGAGCGAGCGAGAGGGCGCAAAAGAGCACAAACGCAGCGAGGCAGGGUGACCAACACCCUUCGCCCUCCUUUCCACCAAUACAUUUCCCAAAAUUGACCCCCCACACCAGGGACUCCUGAAUGUUUGGCGAGA
Molecule: messenger RNA, 1379 nt
Organism: Fonticula alba
Lineage: Eukaryota; Rotosphaerida; Fonticulaceae
Exons: 3
Coding region: 56-1141 (361 amino acids)
Biological process (GO): ribonucleoside monophosphate biosynthetic process; 5-phosphoribose 1-diphosphate biosynthetic process; purine nucleotide biosynthetic process
Cellular component (GO): cytoplasm; ribose phosphate diphosphokinase complex
Molecular function (GO): ribose phosphate diphosphokinase activity; magnesium ion binding
Source: RefSeq, a predicted model, not a curated record